Molecule: messenger RNA, 1701 nt
Organism: Salvia hispanica
Lineage: Eukaryota; Viridiplantae; Streptophyta; Magnoliopsida; Lamiales; Lamiaceae
Product: putative F-box/FBD/LRR-repeat protein At1g78760
Molecular function (GO): protein binding
Source: RefSeq, a predicted model, not a curated record
CAUAAUUUGGGAAUCUAAACUUUGAUAUAAGUAGGGUUUAUCGGUUUGCAGCUAAGCGAGAAAGGAAGCUUUUUGGCAUGUCUAGGGUUUUGAUAUUUUGAAUAUUAAGAGAUGGAAAACCUAAAGCGUUUACAUCGCGACAUACUACGAGAGUUACCGGAUAUGUUAAUAUUCGACAUAUUUUGGAGGUUGCCAAUGACAGAUGUGGUUAGGACAUCUCUUCUAUCCAAAGGCUGGAGGAACUUUUGGACCACUUCCCCCUUUCUCAAUUUCGAUAAUCGUGCUAUGUUGUUUGGUGAUGAUAGUAAGCUUCAGAAUUUUGUUAAUCGGGCUUUGUCAUGCUGGAAUGGGAAUAGGGUAUUGAAGUUCAGGUUUCAUUCGCGUCAUAAGCUUGCAAGUUCAAUGUUUAGCGAUGUUGAUUUGUGGGUGAAUUUUGCCGUAAGAAAUGGAGUGGAAGAAUUUCAUUUACAUGUGUGGUGCAAUUCUGUAACAGGUUGGCGUGGUUUUGACGGUAAGGAAGUUUACCGUGUGCCACUGUGCCUCUACUCAUGCUCAUCCCUAAAAGAGUUAUCACUCCAAUCUUGUAACUUAGAGAUUGAUGGGAAUGUGCAGUGGAAUAAACUUGAGAGUUUAACGAUUAAGGCUUUUAGGGUCACUGCAAAUCUGAUUAACCAAAUAUUGUCUGCUACUCCUCAUUUGAAAGUCUUUGACUUGACUUACGUUGACAAAGGUGGAAACUUGAGUAUCCAAUCUACUAGUUUGAAGGAGCUGUCUAUUUUCAAGUACUUUUUGGCCGCGGCUGAUUUAUUUGUGGUUUCGGAGCUGAGAAUCUGUACCCCGAAUCUUGAAACAUUAGAAAUUAGUGGAUUUCCAUAUAAGAAGUAUUUGCUGAUGGAUGUCUCAUCUUUGACACGUGCAUUUCUUGAUUCAGUGCCAUCAGACCAUUUUUUUCAGUUUGGGUUGUCUAAUGCAUUGAGUCAAAUUCUUCCAAGCAUUCAACAUGUGGAAUACGUUGCAUUAUCAGACUGUUGCACCAAGGAGAUUGGAGCUAUGAAAACGAAAUGUGCGCACUCAGCUUUUCUGAAUGUCAAAUCCUUGAAACUUAGAUGUUGUUUAUAUGACUACAAACAAGUAAUAGGUGCUCUAGAGAUGUUCCCUCAGUUGAAUAGAUUAGUCAUUGAAGACGAGAAAGGAAACAGCCACCAAGAUGACACUGAGUCACUCAAGUUUGAGGCAAAUCUCCCCGAGUCUUUUCUUCUUCGGUUAAGGACAGUUGAGGUUACUUGGUCUGAGGGUUACGGCGUAUUUCCAUUGAUUGAGAUUCUGUUAAAAUAUGCGAGCAAGCUAGAAAAGAUUGUUUUCCAAUUAAAUGAAAUCAAGUCUCCUGCAACAUCAGAUUCCUUGUUUUAUGUGUCAGAGAAACUGCUCAGGAUGCGAAGAUCUUCUUCGUCUAACUGCAAGAUUGUUCUCACCAAGUUACGCCCUUCAAGUCAUUGGAACAACUCAGGUAACUAAAUGAUAGUCUUGUUUGACAGGUAAUUACUAGCUAUUGUCGUACAUUUCUUUCAAAUAUCAAUGGCUUGUCCCGGGAGGGAAGCUAGGUUUCCCUCUCUCGUGUUCGACUUGCUGUGCUGUGUCAACUAUGGUUUCGUUUUUGGAUUGUAUAUUUGCUUAUUCAGUGCAGUACAGAGCAAUUUUACA